Molecule: messenger RNA, 6460 nt
Organism: Drosophila biarmipes
Lineage: Eukaryota; Metazoa; Arthropoda; Insecta; Diptera; Drosophilidae
Gene: GlyT
Exons: 9
Coding region: 237-3824 (1195 amino acids)
Biological process (GO): sodium ion transmembrane transport
Cellular component (GO): membrane
Source: RefSeq, a predicted model, not a curated record
ACUGGACGCUCCAUGUGUCCGUUACCACUCGAUCCACCCACGGGAGCAGGCAGAACAAAAACACUACAGAAAGUGGCCAAGAAAGUACUUGCUGGCACUCGGUAAAGCAUCUGUUCUGGACAAAGCAAAGAAAAGAGAAGAAAAGAUCCUCGCAAGAAGUGCUGAAAAGUGAAGAAAGCCAGAGAGAGCGGAAAAGCCAUCUUAAUUGUCUGGAGGAAGAGCGAACUGCCACCGAAAUGGGGCAGAGCAGUAAACCUGGAGCUGGCGGAGGAGGGGGCGGCGGCGUGGUCUGUCCCUCGACGGCGAUCAGUGGUUGUGCCUCCGGAACGGCUCUCAUCCAACUGGACGCUUCUGCCCAAGGAGCCGUCGGAGCAGGAGAAUCGGAGCAUGAACGUGGCACCUGGACGGGUCGCUUCGAUUUCCUUCUCUCGCUCCUGGGCUAUUCGGUGGGCUUGGGAAAUGUUUGGCGUUUUCCCUACCUGUGCUACAACAACGGAGGAGGGGCCUUCCUUAUACCCUUUACCAUAAUGCUGGUGAUUGCCGGACUUCCACUGAUGUUUAUGGAACUGUCCUUCGGUCAGUACGCCGCCCUGGGUCCCGUGGCCGUUUACCGCAGGUUCUGCCCGCUCUUCCGAGGACUGGGAACCGGCAUGAUCCUGGUCUCCGCCAUAGUGAUGCUCUACUACAACCUGAUCAUCGCCUGGACCAUCUUCUACAUGUUCGCCUCGUUUGCCCCGGUGCUGCCGUGGCAGAAUUGCGAGCCCGCCUGGAGCACAAAGUAUUGCUUCUCGUACGCCCAGGCGGAUCAGUGCGAGGCCACCAAUGGCACCUACUACCACAGGACCUGCCACAACGCCACCUCCGCGGCGGAGAACAACAUCACGGCCUUGGCCCUCGGCGCCCUGAAGCGCCCCCCCGCCGAGGAGUAUUUCAACAAUUUCGUGCUCGGGCUGUCCAAGGGCAUCGAGGAGACGGGCAGCAUUAAGCUGUCACUGGCUGCCUGCCUCUUCCUGGCCUGGGCGAUUGUGUUCCUCUGCCUGUGCAAGGGAGUGCAGUCCUCCGGCAAGGUGGUCUACUUCACGGCCCUGUUUCCCUACGUCGUCCUGGUAAUACUCUUUGUCCGAGGUGUCACCCUGCCGGGUGCCAGCACGGGCAUUAUCUUCUACCUGACGCCCGAUUGGAAGCAGCUGGCCAAUGCCCAGGUGUGGGGCGAUGCUGCGGUCCAGAUAUUCUUUGCUCUGAGUCCGGCCUGGGGAGGUUUAAUCACACUCUCGUCCUACAACAAGUUCUCCAACAAUUGUUACAAGGACUCCCUGAUCGUGGCCUUCUGCAACAUAGCCACCUCGUUCUUCGCCGGCCUGGUGAUCUUCUCCAUCAUCGGCUUCCUGGCGCACGAGCUGAACGUGGAUGUGGAGAAGGUGGUGGACCAGGGCGCGGGCCUGGCCUUCAUUGUCUACCCGGAGGUGGUCACCCGACUGCCCGUCUCGCCCGUGUGGGCCGUCCUAUUCUUCGUGAUGCUCCUGACCCUCGGGCUGGACUCGCAGUUCGCUUUGAUGGAGACGGUGACCACUGCGAUUCUGGACAGGUUCCCCAACCUGAGGCAGUACAAGAUCUGGGUGGUCCUGUCGGUGGCCAUUUUUGGCUACAUCGGCGGCCUGGGCUUCACCACUAACAGCGGCAUGUACUGGCUGCAACUGAUGGACAAGUAUGCUGCCAACUGGUCGGUUCUGCUGAUUGCCAUAUCGGAGUGCAUUCUGAUUGCCUGGAUCUAUGGCUCCCAGCGGUUCCUCAACGACAUCCAGGGCAUGAUUGGCAAGCGGUCGUGGUUCUGGAACUUUUUCUGGAGCACCAUGUGGCGUUAUAUCACCCCAGCCACCCUCUUGUUCAUUCUGUUCUUCAACUGGGUGGAGUACAAGCCGGCCAAGUACGGUCACUAUGUGUAUCCCAUGUGGGCGGAUGCCGUGGGCUGGAUCGUAGGACUGCUGCCCGUGGUGGUCAUCUUCUUGGUGGCCUUCCAGGAGAUCUGGCGCGCCCCAAAGAACCUCAACUUCCGGGACCGCAUCAAGCACCUGCUGCAGCCCACCGCCGAGUGGGGACCAGCGGGAAGACCCUGUGUCAACCUGCAUGCCGAGCGCUACCAGAGCCAGAACUACGAUGGAGUGACCAACACCAAGAUACUCAUCGAGACGGAUUCCUCGCCCAAGCUGAGGGCGAACAGGAAGGACAAGCAACUGACCCUGGACGUGGAUGUGGACGUGGAGUGCCUGCCCCUGGCGACUGUUGGCAAGCGGCCAGGCCCGCCCAAAACAAUGGGCAAACAGAGCAGUGGCAGCAAUCUGCAGACUGCCAAGAACGGCACUCACAAGUCGCCGACAACCGAAAUUAGUCCCAGCAAGCAGCCACUUAUUCCGGCUGAAAAGGACACUAAGUCGGCCACCACAAAGGUCCUGGCUGCCGGAACCCAGGGCAGUGGACGUGAGUGCACCGCAAUGUCCACUUUUGCGGGCGGCGGGGAGAAGAAUCCAACGAAGCUCAGUUCGGCGAUAGUAGCAACAACUACUGCAACCGGCAACACCACGUCAUCAGCAGCUGUUGCUCCUGCUGCGGGUGUCAUCAAGCCAUCGCCACCAGCUUGUGUUGCACCUACAAUUCUGGGCAGUGUUGCACCUGCAACAGCACCAGUUGCUGCUGCGGCGAAUGGCAAAACCACGGCAGCUGCUGGCAAGGCUCCAGCCAAAACGAUGGCAUCAGCAAGUGCAGCUGGUGCCACCAAAGCAACUCCCCCAGCUAGUGUUGCAUCUGCAACAGCAACAGUUGCUGCCUUAAAAACGCCAUCAGCAGCAAUCGCUGCCCCAGCUAAAGUACCGCCAGUGGAUAAAGCAGCUCCAGCUUCACUCAAAACGACAAUAUCAUCUAGUGUUUCUGCUGCUUCAGGAGCAAUCACAACAUUACCAGCUAGAGUUGCAGCUACCACUUUGGUCGGUGUCUCGCCAGGAGCAGCAGUAGUUGUUGCCGCUUCAACUGUUACAGCUCCUCCUAAGGAAUUACCCUUGGGUAAGACGGCUCCACUCAAGACGACAAUAUCAUCAGCUGUUGGUGUCGCAGCUACAACCAAAGAAGCGACAACCGCAAACAUUGCUCAGGUCAAAGUAACCCAAGCAGUAAAAAUCACACCAGUUGCUGCUCCAUCGGCAGCCGUUGCUGCUGCCAAGACCACAACGGCAUCGGUGUCGAAGGCAAAUAUUGACUCUGGCAGCAAGCCAACGGCUCCAUUAUCCACUUUUAAGUCGGAUGGCAAACCAGCAACAAGCACUGCGACAACAACCACACCAGCAACAGUUGCUGCUGGUGCGACAAACGGCAAAGUCGCACCGAGUGGAGCCGGCUCGGCAAGGGCCACUAAUAUCCCAGCAACUGCACAGCCAUCGGGUAACCUAACAUCGUCCAAAACUGCCUCGAGCGCAAAGCCGACUGCCGCAACUUCAGCGGGAAGUGGCAAGGUGGCAGCAUCGGGCGACAUGUCCAGCAGCAGGCCCACAGAUAAUCCAUCGGCAUUAAAGGGCGCGGCCGGCAGCAACAUGACGGCCAAGUCGGCCAAAGGUGGCAUGUCAAAACCCAGCGAUACCAGCCCUACCAAGUCAGCAGUGAAAGCCACAAAGCCCGGCUCAAUCAGCCCCACAAAAGCUGCAACGUCUGCUGCCGGAGUGGCCAAGCCAGGAGCAACUGCAGCAGGCAGCAGCAGCAAGAAGGCAGCAGCGUCGGGCAGCCAAGCCAAAACGAAAGGCAAUACAUCGGCGGCAGCAACAUCAGCAACUAAGAAGUAAUAAGACCUCAAGCGCCCGAAAAGGGAUCUAUUUAGGUCAGAGGAAACGGUUCAACGCGUAGUUCCCAAUAUCGAAAACUAUUUUUAUAAGUGUAUGUGUAUCUAACGAGCUAAGCCACCCACUUAAACUGUAAAUGUAAAGAGUUCGAUUAGGCUACGUAAUCGCCCAAACGGACACUAACUAAGAUCAAGUAUUUUAUAGAUAUUUCAUUUGGAGCGACGGUGCGGGAGAGAGGACGAACGAACCUUCAUGUUUCCUAUGCGAAAGUACCUAUUUAUCAGUCAUCACUGUGGGACAGCUGUUCCUUAGUACCUUAUUUCGAAUGACGGCGGAAAGACUCGAUUGUAAUAACCGAACAAGUUAACGUAGGAUUUAGGACAGGUCUGCUGGUGUUUGUUUAGUUCCGCGUGUGUAUAUCCCCUUGGAUAGCCAGCAAUUGGGCGCCAAGUAAUCCGAGAGCAAUGUUGAAAGUGCAAUGGAAAACGUUGAGUUUUAAAAAGAUAUAAAUUUAUAUACAAAUAUACAAAGGUUACAACUAAUCGAUUUACACAAAUGACAGAUCAUUUGAUUGGUUUUUUACUGCAAAUAUUCUUAAGACUACUUUGGAGUGCAGGAACAUCGGAGGGCGGAGGUAAUUUUCCGUUUGCAAGGGCGUACAUUUGUUAAUAGGCCAGGAUACAUCACCCGGAAAACGCAAAAUCUAAUCCGUAAAUGUAAAGUGUAUAUGUAUCUAUGUGCUCACCGUACUCUAUGUUUUCUGUGCUAACGAGAGACUCAUGUACCUAAAUGUUAAUCAAGUUGCAUCAAAUCCCUAUUUGUGUGCAUUUGUAUAGUUAAGGCAAAAUAUUUAGAAACGUUUUAUGUGCGCGGACUAGAUGGAAACCAAGCCAAAUAAGGAUUAAUGCUCACAAGAAAACCGGAAAAAACAAUAAUUACAAGUACAUUUCUAGAAUUUAUAUAACCAUUGUUGUGUAUUCAUGUUGAAAGUAAAAUAUAUAAAUAUACUAAAUAUACAAAAAUAGAGCAAAUAUAAUAUUCGUAAAUAUUUAUAUGUGUUUGUACCUGUAGUUAGUUUGGAUAAUUAAAAACGUCACAUGUUCAGAAAGCAUGUAAUCUGAAGACAAUGUGUUACUAUUUUGCUUUUCAGUUCAUUUUGAUAUAAUCUAUUAAACAAAUUCAGGGGCACUCGAUUGAAACCCCAGACUCAUAAUUCAGCCCCUGAGAAUGUGUGAUAAAUAAUUUGCUCCGGCUCAAUGUAAUUUUCAAUUUGUGUCAAACAUACUUUAGGCGUAAGUGGAAAAUUGGAAACAGGAAUAUAUAUUAUAUGCGAAUUGAAAUUGUUGUAACUUGAGUUUGUUGUUGAUGUUUGUUUAGCGCAGUAGCUGUGACACACGCCUAAAACCUACAUGUGUACCUAGACCCUAGAAACGUAAAACGAUACUGCACUCAAACAAUUAAUCGCCGUGAAAUUUAUGAUUUCGUUAUUGCAGAUAUUCUAUGAAUAAAAAAUGACUAAACUAAAAAUGUGAAGAUUAUGUGAGGUAAAAAAGAAAUAAUUAUUUUAUUUGCGACUUUUUAUUUUACGGCAGUUAAUUGUUUAAUGGCAUGUACAUGGAGUAAUCAAAUUAGCCAUCAAUGUUGCAUGAUUGUUAGUUAAACUGGAUGUGUACCUGUAAAUUGAAAGUGGCGACGUAGUCUAAGCAAAAUUAUCAAGUUAAUGUAGUUAAGAAAUUAUGUACCGGCUGUUCGAAAAGAUAUAAAUAAAACCAAUGCAAUGCCGCAAUUUGCUCAAAACCUAACUUAAGUCGCAAGUGAAUACACAGAAACACAAACUGUCAAUUCAGACACGAUAUUUAUAAUUUUAAAUGUAUAGCAAGUUACCAACUUGCGUAAAAAAUAGUGAAAUAGGAAGAGUUUACUUUAAACAUUGAACAGAGGAGCUUCAAAUUUUAUAUGAAACUUUGGAACGCUAACGGAAUAAAUCAAAAUGUUUAAAUAAAAAAGCAAAGAACUAGGCCAGUAAUCGAACAACUGCAAUUCAUAUCCCUGUAAACCGAAAAACUAAUGAUUUCCGAAAUAAAACCCAUCAACCGGAAAACCCACCAGCUGCAUGAUCAACAAUAAAGUGAAAAGAGCAGAAAAUUUAUUCAAUGUAUGCAUUUUAAGCGAGUUAAUACUUAAGACUAGUUAACAGAAGUCGGAAUUUCAGGCAGAAGGGAAAAUAUUCAUAUUUUGCAGCAAAAGACACUUCUGGUGUUUUACCAUCGCUUUUGUUUUCUUAUGUCUGUUGAUUUGAAGAAUCAAAUGGUGUUUGCAGGGUUUGAAAUCAGAAAAGCUAUUUUCAGACGGACUCGAAUGGAUGCAUCAAAAGCCUCAGCCCAUUUUGUAAAACAAAGUGGAAACGCAGAACUGGGAGCUAAUUAUACAUUAUAUCUUAUUAAAAUAGAUGUGUAACACUUUUGCUGUUCUGGUAAUCAAAAAUAUAUGUUAUAUCAAAGUAAAGGUGUAAGCAAAUAAUAAACAUAUUCCACAGAUGCCAAUAACUAAACGAGUAAUCAUAAAUAAUUAUGUUAAAAUGUAACAUUAAGCAAGGAAAACAAUAUUCAUGAAUAAAUAUUUAUGGGUUUUAACAAAAA